Messenger RNA from Fonticula alba, 1338 nucleotides. RefSeq lists its product as hypothetical. The transcript has 2 exons. Bases 1 to 1338 code for a protein of 445 amino acids. The record is from RefSeq and is a predicted model, not a curated record. NCBI's taxonomy places the organism in Eukaryota, Rotosphaerida, Fonticulaceae.
AUGUCUCGACGUCGGGGCUGGGUCCUCCCGCCCCUUGGGGUCCUCCUGCUGGGGAUCCUGCUGCUGUUUGGCGGCGGCGGCGCCCGCGCGGCGCCGGUCGGCCCGGCGGUCCUGCUGCACCGGACGCUCCUGCCGGUGGAUGCGGCCGGCGACCCGGCCGGGGCCGGGCGCGUGCUGUCCCUCUUCGCCGGGCAGGCGGCCGUGCGGUCGACCGCGGACGCCGAGCACCGGGCCCUGCUCUUCGGCCAGUCGGCCGCGGACUUCGUGGGCUUCGACGAUGCGCGCGUCGGGUCGGUCUUCGGGCCGGACCCGGAGGCCAUCCUGCCGGCGGCCCCGAGCGGGGUGGCCAACUUCCGGGCGGCCGCAUGGCCCGGGCCCGGCGGGCCGCGGCUCGUCGGCUUCGGCACCAACCGGCUGGCCUUCCUGACCGGGCCCGGGGCGUGGGACGUCGGCCAGAUGGUCCUGGGGGUCUUCCAGGAUGGCGGGUAUGCCGAGCACCGCACCGGGGUCUUCAGCUUCGGGGCCAAGGUGAAGGUCCUGCCGGCCGGCGAGGACUCCUUCGCCAUCCUGUCCGGGCGGAACCUCAUGACCUGCUACGCGCCCUGGGGCGGCCCCUUCGAGCCGGGGGGCCACCUGGCCGUGGGCCGGGUGGUGGACGGGGUGGUGGCCCGGCUGGCGGCCGGCUGGCCGCGCUCGCGGGCCGUCCUCCUGGCCGACGGCCAGAUCGAGGUGUGCCUCGGGGUGGACCCGUGCGGGGUCCAGUGCGCCGGGGCCGCCUACGAGGUGGCCCUGCCGGCCGGGGCGCCCGGCGGCGGGCGCUUCCCCCACCCGACCCUCUUCGAGGAGCCGGAGGUCACCCCGUGGCUGGUGUACCUGCCGCCGGCCGGGCAGGACCCGGCGGCCGGCCGGGCCUGGCGGCUGACCCUCGGCCCCGACGGCCAGGCGGCCGGCUGGCAGGCGCUCAUCCUGCCGCCGGGGCCCAGCCUGGAGGGCAUGCGCAUGGUGCGGCUGCGCGUCGGGCCCGGCGGCGCGCCGCGCUGGGUCCUGGCCGACGGCCAUGCGUACCUGUCGGCGGGGGACUUCCACUGCGCCGGGGUCGAUGGCACCAUCGAGUGCGAUGACCCGGCGGCCGUGGAGGCCGGGGCCGAGCGCCAGCCGGCCGGCUUCCGUUGUGCCCCGGGCCGUGCCCUGUCGCCCUUGGCCCUGGCCGGGUCGCUGUGCGCCGGCUGUGCGGAUGGGCACUUUUUCGUUGACGCCGCUGGCCCCGGUGCGUGGGUGGUUCCUUCGGUCGGCCUGUGCCGGGCCUGGCCCUGUCUGUUGGGCCGCUGUGCCGUGUAA